CAUUAGCGAGAAGAAACGUCGGAAAGACAACAUUUGAGUUUCAGUUGUACACGAAAUGCCUAGAAGAACUAGAUCAAGAAGCAGGUCCCCGCAUAGACGAGAGAGAUCUGAUAGAUCUGAGCGAAAACGGUCACGAUCAAGAGACCGUGAAAGAAGGCCGAGAGAGAGAAGGAAAUCUCGAUCUCCUAUUUCGUCUAAGCGUCGAUCAUCCAAAGAUAGGUCUCCCAUACCAUCAAAGAAUGGCCCCUCAGUAUCUCCUACUCCUAACCGAGGAUGGUUCAAGGAAUCAGCUAACACAAGCUCAGAGUCUACUGAUGCACCAGAAGUGAUAGUACUGGAUGAAACACCUGUUGAAAUCACUGCAACAGAUUUAGGUGGAAAGACUGAAGAUGAAAUUGCCAUGAUGAAGGUUAUGGGAUUUGGAACGUUUGACACUACUAAGGGAAAGAAGAUGAAUGGAAAUGAUAUAUAUGCAUCAAACCUUAUACAGAAAAGAAAAUAUAGGCAAUACAUGAACAGAAAAGGAGGUUUUAACAGACCUUUGGAUUUCGUGACCUAACUCAUCAAGCAAGCUGGCCCCGAUUCUUCUCUGGCUUCACAUGUUGUCAUUUAAACCUAAUGUUUACAUCAGCUUAUAGGUUUUGACAGAAUGUACACAAGUAAUGUGAUAUUCUUUUUACACAGUUUGUUUUAGACUGUGGUUCAUAUCAACAGCUUUCUGAUAAGCACACUCUAUAAAUAUCAUUAAAUUAAACGAUAAUAUUUGUAUUCUCUGUGGUGAUCCUCUGAAUAGUUACUUAGAAGUAAAUGCUCGCAAACAUUACUGAACAGAAGAACUACAGAAAAGUUAUAGUUUCAGGUAAUAUAAGAUCUCAAUAACUUACGUUGAAAUAAACGUUCUUGUCAUAAUUGAGGUUGCAUGGUUAUAACCUGCUGAAAACAUAUUUGAGCUUGUGGAAUGGCCUUUUCUUUCAAACUCAACUAUAGAUCUUGCACCAGUUUAAGCUACGUUCCCCACGUUUGGAAUAUACUACCAGUUAGAAAAUACACCCUCGAGUGUGGUCAAGGGUGAUCAAUGGUAAAUGGACAGCUUUGACUUAUUGUUGAGAACAUUGGCUGAUGUAAUGGGAAUUUUUACUUGCCAUUCAGUGAAAGGAGCAAUAUAAAAUAACUGCAAGGAAGCAGUGUGUGAAAUGUUUGCAUACUGAAUGAAAAGGGGUUUGAUCCUGCUGUGUGUGGUUUAUCAGACCCCUCGCCCUAAAAGUAUAUAUUGUUAUCUGGCAAAACAUUGUGUAUACUGUAGUUUGUAUUAGUAGCAGUAGUAGUCAUAGCUGUAGAAGAUUAUCAUGACUGUGCUUGCAAUCAUAAAUGGCUUACUGUUGAAAAUAUAAUACCUUACACGUUGUGUAAAAUAUA
Priapulus caudatus is the source of this 1416-nucleotide messenger RNA. Its product is annotated as U4/U6.U5 small nuclear ribonucleoprotein 27 kDa protein-like. Lineage: Eukaryota; Metazoa; Priapulida; Priapulimorpha; Priapulimorphida; Priapulidae. The transcript is spliced from 7 exons. Gene Ontology annotation, biological process: RNA splicing. The coding region runs from base 56 to 559 and encodes 167 amino acids. The record is from RefSeq and is a predicted model, not a curated record. Gene Ontology annotation, cellular component: precatalytic spliceosome.